Messenger RNA from Aphanomyces astaci, 417 nucleotides. RefSeq lists its product as hypothetical. The transcript has a single exon. Lineage: Eukaryota; Oomycota; Saprolegniomycetes; Saprolegniales; Verrucalvaceae. The record is from RefSeq and is a predicted model, not a curated record. The coding region runs from base 1 to 417 and encodes 138 amino acids.
AUGCCCCAGUUCAACAUUGGCGAUUUUGUGCUUUACAUGGACGUGUUGUCGAUUUCGAACUCAAAGCUAAGUGUUACAUGGCGUGGACCAGCUCAAGUGGUCAAGAAAACAUCCGAUUUGAUUUUCAAAUUCAAAAAUUUGGUGACGGGGGAGGUCGGUAAAGCCUACUGUAGUCGUCUGAAGUUUUACGCCGACGACACCUUGAAUGUGACCGAAGAACUGCUGCGCCACAUUGCGCACAACGCCGACGGUCAUGUGGUCCACCAGUUUCUCGACUGCCCCUACAACGAUCGAUUGACCUCGUUUAAAGUGUGCCUUCGCUGCCGCGGCCUAAAAGAAAUUGAAGACGCAUGGGAACGGGCCAAUUUGUUCGAAGACAUUCCAACUGAGUUCAAGAGCUACGUGCGCUCUAACUAG